UACUGCUAAAUGCCAUUUCCUGCGUCUUUUUGGCUCAGAGUUAUGUUGGCACAAAUUAUAGAGACAAACGGACAAAAUAUGGCUAUUAUUACCAGGGGGUAUUAAAAUUGUUAAUAAUUAAAAAACUAUAGAAUUAAUCUGUUUAAAAUCUAUGUAGUUAACAAACAUUUUUUAAGAGCAAGAAGAUAUAACGUUAUAAUGUUAUGUUUGGUACAUCAGAGUCAUGGCAGGUCGGGGGCAGAGCAUAGUGAAUAUGUGUUCUAAUCUUACCUGAGAAAAUCAUCUACAAGAAACGUAUUGAUAUUUAAUACUGUACUUGUUUCAACAUCAAUGCAUCCUAAGUUUUAAUUUUCACUAUUAUUUUAGCAGGAAAAGUAAACCUAUAGCAAGGGAAUUAAACAGAAGAGAAUGACUCAAGUAAAAAUUCUCUAAUCAACGAAGUAAGAAUGCCAUCUGAAACUGAAUUGUUACAAUGGAAGAAGAAACGAACAUCAACAUAUGUAGUUUUUUUAUUUUUUUAUUUUCUUAUUGGUCUCGAACUGGGUUGCAUCAACGCAACAUUGUGGAUAUAUGUUUCAACACUUCUUAAAACUGGAAACGACAAGUUAUAUUAUGGUUUAAUAACUGCUGCAUUUUACGUUCCAUCCUUGUUUUUCCCACCUAUUGUGACCAGAUUUGUCGAUAAAACACGGAGAAUGAAAUUAUGUUUCAUUGGGGUAUUGUGUUUAUCCAUUGCUGGUAGCAUUUUGUAUCCAAUACAUACGUCACCAGUAUUUCCAUUAGCCGGACGUUUCUUGAGUGGCUUUAACAUUGCAUUUGCGCCAGUUAUAAUUUCAGAAGUAGCAAGGUCUUUCACAAGCAAAGAAUUAAUGCAGCGAAUCCCAUUGUUAAACGGAAUCAUCAUGAUUGGUUAUGCGUUUGGACCUUGUGUUUCAAUUUUGUUCAUAAACAUAGACUUCUGGAUUGGUGGAAUUCAUAUAACGUACGCAAACGUAAUUGGGCCAGUUCUUUUCUUAAUUUCUGUUGCUAUUCUUUUAUCUGUCGUAUUUCUAUCUUAUGAUCUCUCGCGAGAGUAUGACAUGAAGCGAGACACUACGGAAGCCAACGAAUAUACCAGCAGCAAGCCUUCUCGCUCUGAAUCCACCAUGGACAUAAUGAAAAGAAUUCUACAAACUGCAGAUGCAUUGCUGAUUAUAACACUAUCAGUGUUUUACGGCAUCGUUGAUCAAAUAAUGUUUCGCGUACUACCUAUACUAAUCAUAGACAAGUUGAAUUUUAGCUAUACCUUCUUAAACUGGUCUUUUGUUGCUCUAUCAGCUUUAAGCACAGUUCUCGUCUUAGUUCUAGUAUGUUGGAAAAUGUCUGACAAACAGUUAUAUUAUACUGGUCUAGUAAGCGUAAUAUCGAUAAUGAUCGUAACUUCGCUACAGCUUCUAACUUAUCAUAAAGUCGGGAACGAAAAGACGUGGUAUUUAUGGAUAAUAAUAACUUUAUUCGCUUUAAUCCUCUUCCUUCUUUCCGAUCAAGCAUUUAGUGUUGUUAUAUGUGCGAAACUUGCAUUUUCAUAUAAUCAAGGUUUUAUCGAAGGCGUUCGAACAUUUGCCGUUCAAAGUGGUCGCAUUAUUGGGGGCUUACUAAUCGGCGUGUACUUUGAAUAUAUGAAUGUAUUUUACAUUGGUAUUAAUGUUGUAUUAAUUUUGUUCCUGUUUGUUAUGAUUUCCAGAAGAAGAUCACUUUCAAACCCGGUACCCGUUAUCUAAAAUAAUUUUAAACGCUGAUAAGAGUUGUCUUUCUGAAGACAAAAAGAGAUUUUAGGCCUCACUACGAGGAAAAAUUAAGAAGUAAAAACGACAGGAUUAUGUGAAGUCGGAAAAAUGCAUGGAAAGAAGAGAAUACAAGUAGACUUUUUCUAUUUUAAUAUUUUCAAUAAGACCAUAUAAAGCACUAAAAUGUUACAUACUAUCCAUUGACGACAGAUUAAGGGAGUUUGUCUUUUACGAUAAUCUGGAGCUAAAUAUCUUUUUGUUAGUAGUAUUACUAAUAUUAUUUUAUAUAUAGAUACAUAUUCCCUGAGUAUAAGUAAAUAUAUUUCUUUAGCUACUAUACAUAUUAU
Molecule: messenger RNA, 2113 nt
Organism: Hydractinia symbiolongicarpus
Lineage: Eukaryota; Metazoa; Cnidaria; Hydrozoa; Anthoathecata; Hydractiniidae
Product: putative transporter AmpG 1
Exons: 1
Coding region: 447-1760 (437 amino acids)
Biological process (GO): transmembrane transport
Molecular function (GO): transmembrane transporter activity
Source: RefSeq, a predicted model, not a curated record